Molecule: messenger RNA, 1853 nt
Organism: Manihot esculenta (cassava)
Lineage: Eukaryota; Viridiplantae; Streptophyta; Magnoliopsida; Malpighiales; Euphorbiaceae
Product: probable pectinesterase/pectinesterase inhibitor 46
Exons: 2
Coding region: 14-1732 (572 amino acids)
Biological process (GO): cell wall modification
Molecular function (GO): pectinesterase activity; pectinesterase inhibitor activity
Source: RefSeq, a predicted model, not a curated record
AAUAUUGCCAAACAUGUCUUCUUUGAAGGCCUAUGGGAAAGUUGACGAAGCUGAGCAAGCGAGACUCGACGCUCGUCGAAGAACCCGAAAGAGAAUCACCAUCAUAAGCAUAUCUUCAAUAUUGCUUGUCACCACUGUGGUGGCAGCCGUGGUAGGAACUCGGGCUUCUAGUGGGAAUUCAGAAAAUGGUGGCGAUCAAGCUAAAUACCUUUCUGCAUCAGUUAAGGCAGUGUGUGAUGUUACAUUGUAUAAAGAUUCUUGUUACAGCAGUCUUGCUCCUCUGGCUAAAUCUAACCAGCUUCAUCCUGAAGAGCUCUUCUCGUUGUCAAUUCAAGUAGCCAUGAAUGAGCUAUCGAAAGCCUCUCAAUAUUUCUCUACCAAGAGUGGUUCGCUUUUCGGUGGUGUCACAGAUAGUAUGACCAUUGCAGCCCUUAAAGACUGCAAUGAUCUUCUGGGUUUGGCGAUGGACCAUUUAAAUAGCUCAUUGUCCUCGGCUGGUGAUGUCUCUAUGCUCGAUGCUGUGGAUGAUCUCAGAAGUUGGCUAAGUGCUGCUGGUUCUUCUCAACAGACAUGCAUUGAUGGGUUAGGGGAGACAAAUUUAAAGAAUUAUGCUCAGAAUUAUCUCAAAACUACUUCUGAAUUAACUAGCAAUAGCCUGGCCAUUAUCACAUGGAUUUACAAGGCUGCAAGCUCAGUGAAGAUGAGACGUUUAAUGAACUAUGGCGAACAAGAAAAGGUGGAGAUGCCCAAGUGGCUGCAUCAAAGAGAUCGUCAACUACUUCAAACUAAAGAUUUGAAAAAGAUGGCAGACGUUAUUGUUGCUCAAGAUGGAUCUGGAAAGUACAAAAGAAUCGGCGAUGCCCUUAAAUCUGUUCCAAAUAAAAGCAAGAAGAGGUUCGUCAUCUAUGUGAAGAAAGGAAUUUAUAAUGAAAAUGUUCGUGUUGAGAAAUCAAAAUGGAACGUCAUGAUUAUCGGUGACGGAAUGGAUGCAACGACAGUGUCUGGAAGCCUCAACUUUGUGGACGGGACUCCCACGUUCUCAUCUGCAACUUUUGCUGUGUUUGGCAAGGGCUUCAUUGCCAGAGAUAUGGGCUUCCAGAACACGGCCGGUGCCAAUAAGCAUCAAGCGGUGGCAUUGAUGUCAAAUGGAGACCAUUCAGUCUUUUAUCAGUGCAGCUUCAACGCUUUUCAGGAUACUCUCUACGCACAUUCCAACCGUCAAUUCUAUCGAGAAUGCAACAUAUACGGAACCGUCGAUUUCAUCUUCGGAAAUUCAGCCGUUGUGAUUCAAAACUGCAAAAUACUUCCCCGGAAACCUAUGCUCGGACAACAGAACACCAUCACAGCCCAAGGAAGAUUUGAUCCGAAUCAAAAUACUGGGAUUUCAAUCCAAAAUUGCACCAUACAACCAUUCGGAAACUUGACUACAACCAAAACUUUCCUGGGACGACCUUGGAAAAAUUACUCAACCACUGUAUAUAUGAACUCCAUGAUGGGAAGCUUGAUCGAUCCCAGUGGAUGGCUGCCGUGGACUGGGAAUACCGCACCUCCUACCAUAUUUUACGCAGAAUAUCAGAAUCUUGGACCUGGUGCUUCAACGAAGAAUAGAGUCAAAUGGAAGGGCUUGAAAAGUAUUACCAAGAAACUGGCUAGCCAAUUUACUGUCAAGGCGUUCCUCAAGGGGGACACGUGGAUCCCACAAACGGGCAUUAGCUAUAAUUCUGGUUUAUGAUCCAUGCUUUUGGCGGAGAUAUAUGUUACACUAAGUUUUUUAUUUUUCAAUAUUUUUCUUCUUCCUUGGUUUUUUCGUUUUGCUUUUGUUGACUGUAAACAAAUUUUAUUUCAUCUCUUUA